Messenger RNA from Dreissena polymorpha, 5555 nucleotides. Its product is annotated as LIM domain-binding protein 3-like. NCBI's taxonomy places the organism in Eukaryota, Metazoa, Mollusca, Bivalvia, Myida, Dreissenidae. Gene Ontology annotation, biological process: positive regulation of actin filament bundle assembly. The coding region runs from base 266 to 2926 and encodes 886 amino acids. Gene Ontology annotation, cellular component: Z disc; nucleus; actin cytoskeleton. Gene Ontology annotation, molecular function: actin binding. The transcript is spliced from 7 exons. The record is from RefSeq and is a predicted model, not a curated record.
GUCUACUGUUCGAGUUUCCGAGGUUUACCGUAGUUUUGCUUCGGCUGUUUGUCGCGCUGGUAGCUGAGUGAUUGGGAUUGUGUGCCUGGAAUUUAUGCGUGCAAGACACUUUGAGUAUUAGUCUAGCGAACCUCAGACGGCAUUAUGUGAAGAACUUUAUCCAGUGAGAGUGGUUGCAGAAGUGUUAUCGCGAAAAAGCAAACAGCUUUUUGGAUAAAGUUUCGGAUUUAAGACCAGCGCACAAAAUAGUUUUUUGAAAGCCAAGAUGGUCACCGGUCAUAAGUUGACCCUGACAAUAAAAGGUGGGUCGCCUUGGGGCUUCCGGUUGCAAGGCGGAGGGAAUUUCCCGCUCGAGGUCGCAAAGAUUCGGAAGAACAGCCAUUCAAGCCAGGCCGGACUCCAGGAAGGUGACGUCAUCCUUGCUAUAAAUAGGUAUCCAAUGAACGGACGGAGUCACCAGUCCGCCAUGGAUGUCGUUGAAAUGGCCACUGACACACUGGUGUUUGAAGUGUCAAGGACCGGACGCGGAGCCUCCGUGCCGCUGGAUCCGCAGCGCCAUCCACGGAUCAUCCCCAUGGUUUCAGGUCCUCAGAACGAGGCUCCGGGCAUCGUCACCUCCGCACACGCCGACUACUCCACAACUUCCGGUGACACGCGGACGGACUAUCACACUGACGAGUAUGUUCUAAAGACGGACGAUGGAAGGAGAAUCACUAAGACGGUCACACAACGCACAACGCGCCGCUUUUCCGGAUCUAGCGGUCCCUCACCGGCGGCAAGUCACUCGAGUCUGGUUUCAAAUGAUUACGGGAGUUUAGACAGGCGGUCCCGUCCGACGAUGUGGACGCCGCCGUCGCAGCGGUCGGGGGGCUCAAAUCUUCAAAAAUCGCAAAGUUUGCUCGACGUCCAUUUUGGUCACCGGCUGUCUACACCGCUGUCAGGUCACUCCCGGAGUUUCUCUCAGUCCCCAGCGCGACCGAGGUUGAGGUCGGGCUCUGUGGAGACGAGCACCCGUGUCAAUAAAGAGAACCGCGAUCCAUUAAUUGCCAAGGAGCAGGCAAAAUGGGAGGCGACACAUACACAGGAAGUCACACCGUCAUAUAAAUUAACCAACAUUGGAGUUAAUAGGUACGUCCCUCCGAAAGUAAACGAUCCGAAAUACCCGAUGUUUGAUGUUCCAAAAGUGAGCAAAGCAAUUUGGACCCCGCCUAAAAUAAACGAGCCGGAACAAGAUAUUUUUAAAAGCAAAAAGCGGGGCCCGCCAGUGCCGCCUAAACCCGUUUCCCCCGCACCGUCUCCUAUUCCGUUUCACCCCGCAGAGCGGAUACUGGCCGGCGUCGAGUUUCACCAUCCGGGCAUGAUCCGACCUCCGCCACAGCCGCAGACACUUCCGGCUCCACCACCGCCACCGAUGCCUGUCGCUCCCCUUGCGGCGACGCCCAAAUUCAACGUCGUUUCCUUGGACAAGCUUAAGACGUCGACGCCGCACGAAAACGGUUACGGAUAUGACUAUCCGGACCCGACAACAUUAUAUCGCCCGGACCAUUUACCGGUAUUCGGGCCCAAGGUGAUGUUCGAUGCAGGAGACGACAGCGGGCUGCUGGCCUCCCCGACCCGGGAUGCGUUCAGUGAUAUAUCAGGCCACAGCAAAACAGACGACGGAGCUGAUGGCACAUCCGGGACGACAAAUAGCGAAAAAAUAUUUUCGGACUCGGCCUUCUACGACGACUCUACGAACAGGUUUCCGACGAUUGACGAGCAGAUGUCAAUGUGUAAGAAGAUAGCACAGUCUCUGACGUCAUACGCGAAUAAGCGCGCAAGAGGCGCGCGCAUGUUCGCCAAACGCAGACGUCGCUCUGAUAAGUGGAUAAUAGAACACAGCCAGUUUGGCAGCGAGUUUUCUUCGUCGACGGGAGAUGUGGCGGACUUGAACGAACUUGACAGCGAGCUGUACUACGACGACGGUGGAAACAAGCCGUUAUUUUCAUUUCGGAUACCGAAAGUAGCGGGACUCGUUAGCGACGGUCAGAAAAUGAGCUUGUCUAAAUCCGAGUUCGAGCGUCUACGACUAGUGGCGCCCAAGGUCGACCACCACGGCGUCUCUCCGAACCAGUGCUUUAGUAUCGCCGCUGAUCUGCACAAAGGCGGAAAAAACAAGGGCGCGAAAUUAUUCGCAAAGCGACAACAGCGCGUGGAAAAGUUCGUGAUCGACGAAUCGAACGUGAUGCACUCGCCAGUGUCGCCGACCACCAAGCUGGACUUUAUUGUUAAAAAUCCACAGCAGCAGUGGAACCAGAAGAAUCCGUGGAACAUGGCCGCAGCUUCCGCCGGUUCCGUUGACGACAACAGAGCGUUCCGACCGCAGUCCGCCGUCCACAUGCCGCCGCAACCCAUUCCGCGCCACAAUCUGACGGCGACCAGCCAACCCAAUGUCAUCAGCGGCCCGAAUUUCAAUACGAAGGCCCGAGGGUGGGGUGGUUCUGGUCCCGGAGUGCAGCAGCAGUCAUACUAUAGAGAGUCAUAUGACCCAAAGACAGGAACCAAUCGACAGGAAUGGUACCAGCAUCAAUUCGAAGAGCAAUCAUUUGACCCGGAAAACAAUCCAAAACAGUUCGACCAAUUCGGUAACUAUAAUAGGAAGAUUAAAGCUUGGCCGGAAUCGGAUGAAAGAGAAUCGAAACCGGAAAUCGAGUUUGGAGACUAUAACCGUCGUAUGAAAGGAUUUGUGGAAACCGAGCCUCGUUCUGAACCGAAAGUAGAGUUUGGCGAUUAUAAUCGAAAAAUUAAAUCUUGGCAGUCCCAGCCAGUUGAAAGCAAUUCUACAAGAACUGUAAAUACAAGUUAUAGUAUUCAAACUAAUUAUAACACUGUCCCACGUGGUUUUGGUCGCCUACAGCAGCAGGAAAUCCCUUCGUGUGACUUGUGACGCAUUUAAUCUUUGAUCACGUGGUAACUUAUUUCAAACUGUUAUUUAGUGGUAAUAUAUGAUAUUAUACCCUUUUCAUGUUUGCUCACUGCCAAAAUUGGACAGACUUAAUCGGUUAUGUAUUUGUUUGUUUGUUUUCGCUUUGCAGUUUUUUCUUCGUUUCAUUAUUUAUGUGAAAAUGAUUAUUUUAUAUUAUAAGUAAAUUCGCGUCUCUGAUUUCCAUUUGUUUACAUGUAAGGUAAAUAUUUUUGUCGCCAUAAGAUUUUAUAGAUUUGAUUCCUCAUGCUUUCUUCACGUGUAUUUAAUAUAAUUAAAUUAAAUACACGCCAUAUUUUGGUAUUUAUAAAUGAAUUUGUAAAUGAUUGACGCAAGUAAUUGCACAAUAAUUGCACAUUUCUUUUAUAAGCAAAACAUAACAAACAGAACAACUAGACCAGAACUAAGUAGAUUAUUUUUCAAUGCUAUACCAGUUUUCAAUGUAAUAUAACAACUAGGAAUACUUUUAUCUUUAAAAUUUGUUAUAUAGAUGUUGAUCGUUUACGUUUGAAAAGUUUUGUUUGGCUGAAUAAUCGCAUAACGUUAUUUUAUGAAAUGACGCUGAAAUACCAAGUGGCGUCACGCAAGUUUAACUUCAACUGCAUGAGAUAAAAAAGAUCUGACGGCCAUUGUCAUGUAAUACCAUGAUUUAUAAAACUUGUCCAGGAAAAGUAUAAGUAAGCUCGAGUAAGACUCGUUCACUAACAUUAUCCCUAAAUUCGUUAAAUAAAAUCUGGUAUAAAAUGACAACAUGUACCAGAUCCUUUAUAUCUAUUCAUCAGAAAACAAUUGGCAGUACUACAAUCGGUUUUGUUUGCUGAUUCUAGCUAGUUCUACAUUCCAACACAGAACGUUCUGAGGUCGAGUUCGCACACUCUGCGCUUAGUGGAUAAUAUCAAGGGCAAACCAGGUGUGCUUAUUUCUUAUUUAUACAGAAUUGCUACAGAUGCAACCUAUAUUUACGUUGUUAGCAAUAAACGAAUGCUAUGACAAAUAUUAUUCCAAAGUAAAGAUUGAAUUGACGCAACAAGAAUUAGUAUAUAAGAACAUAAAACGGAGAAGUUGUUGCAAUAAAUUUAAUUGUUAAGAAAACAACAACAAGAACAAAACAACAAAAGAAACAAACAUGCAACUUUCAACAUUUCUAAAAUAAUGCAAUCCUUACACAGUUAAUUAAAUAAAGAGCUAAUGGCUGCAUGCUCUCCUUGUUAGUUAGUUGCACUUAUUUUAUGUCUGAAACAUGAGGGCUUAACGAGGCUAAUUAUGCCUCUGUGUUAGAACUUAUACGUACAUGCUUUAAUAUGACUAAAUAAGAUUUCUUAAAACAUUGUGUAGAUAUAUAUUGAUAAUUCGCGAGCUUUUCUAUAAUUCAUGGUUUCCUAACCGUUUAACUGAACACAGAAUGUGUAUUAGCCCAAAUCCGAAUCAAAUUGAUAUAUGGUGUACCUAAUCCCAUUUCACAGUCAUAGAUACUUAAAAUGACGGGAUUUAAACCGUCUUGUAGCGAAUAUCAUCUCUCUGUGAAAUGAUGCUGUGUCGUUAUAUUGUAUGUGUUAUUUGAUCGUUUAAUUAUGUGUGCUAUUCUAUGUUAUAAUUGCAUUCAGAUACGACGUUAAACAAACGACGUUGGUCCAUAUUGACGUUAUACAAUGAGCAAAUACAUGCCCAAUAAUUUUUCUUGGGCAAUCUGUUAGUACUAAUUUUGCUAUAUUUACUGACGUCAUUGUUAUAAUAUCAUUUUAAGUACAUGUAUAUCCUUACCCAUGAGAGAACAUUUAUGGAUUGAUUGUGUUACGGGCUUUUCAAUAAUUUUAUGCCCGGAUUGUGGACCUUGCCAACAAAUAUCAUCAACAUCUCUAAUAGAGGGUUUAUAAAGAAGGAGCAUAUAAUAGAUCAACUUUUUUAUGAAAGUGUUAAUACACUGAGUCUUAAUAUUUGAUUGAUAUAAGUUGUAAGAAAACAUGAGCUGAGAACUUUAAAGACUUAUAAAAGGACAUGAAUGUGUACACAAGCUACAGUACAUCUAAGCCAUUGACUCUAUUUUGAUUUUGAUUGAAUGCAAGAUGUGAAAAUGACUCAGUCAGCAAUUUGUGCUUAAUAUCAUUAUCAGAAAAAAAUAAAAAAUAGUCACGUGUAAAAGUAUACUUGGUCUUGCCCCCAUUCGCUUUCGAUCUUUCGCUUAACCAAUGACAUAAAGAGGGACACGGCACGUAACCAGAAAGCGAGAAUUUCGUCUGCGCACGCAAGGUCACGUGAAAAUGUCAUAUCCGGUAGAAAUAGGGCUUUUUCGGACUCUUUGAAUUUCGUAUGUUGAUGCAUGUAUACGUACUAAAGUGAAUAAGGUAAAUGUACAUGAACAUGUAAAUAUUCGUGCGUUACUUUUUUGUUAGGUAAUAACGUUUGUACAUUUAUUUAUUUAUUUAAAAAAAUAUUCCUGCGUGUUCCACGUGGUAUUAUUUGAUGGAGUGUUAAUAGAAGUGCAAUAUAUAACAUGUAAUCAGCGGGUGUUCAGUUUUUAACACAGUUGCAUCACAUGUACACAUGUUUGAUCUACCCUAGUCGUUAUAGCGAAUAAAAUGACGAAAAUUGUAAA